Molecule: messenger RNA, 1986 nt
Organism: Diuraphis noxia (Russian wheat aphid)
Lineage: Eukaryota; Metazoa; Arthropoda; Insecta; Hemiptera; Aphididae
Product: rac GTPase-activating protein 1-like
Biological process (GO): Rho protein signal transduction; mitotic cytokinesis; mitotic spindle midzone assembly
Cellular component (GO): cleavage furrow; midbody; spindle midzone
Molecular function (GO): GTPase activator activity
Source: RefSeq, a predicted model, not a curated record
CAAUCGAUUACCAAAUAGUCAUCAGUGAUAGUGAAUAUUUUAUAGUUAACUGGUAGCAAACUUGAAACUAGCAACUACGCCAACUAGUUAACAACUUUCGACUACAUAGGACUGUUCCGACUACUGAAUUAAAUUUAGUUUUGCGCUUCCGAAUAUUCUGAGUUCAAUUUCGAUAGAUUUCUGUCGAGUCUCGAUCAUAGUGCUGUAGCUGCACAAAAUUAUUUUAUAUAUUGCUGAACAAUUAUGGAGGAACAUUGCAAAUCCCUAGCUUUACAAUACGAUUUGUUCGUCAAUAGCACCCUCAAGUAUUUAGACACGACAACCGAGAGAGAUUACAUGCUAAAAUUAAAAGUCAUCGAUCAAUUAACAUAUAGAAUCAAUCAAAGUGAAUCUGAUAAAGAUAUUAUCAAGAGAAAUCUAGAAGCAGUUCAAGAUGAAUGUUCCAAAUUAACUUAUAAACUUAAAACUUCUGCUCGUUUAUUGGAUGAAGUUCGAGCAGAAAGAGAAAAACUUGUCUUUGAAAAGGAAGCCAUGAAAUCUCAAUUAAAGCAAUUACACAAUAUUAUGAAAAAUCAUGAUAUUAUGGAAAAAUCACAUAAUUCACUCUUAAAUCAUUCCGAUUGUGUAAAAUUGGACGAAAAAAAGACUUUUAAUAACACUGAUGCUUUGUUAUCAGAUAUUAGUUAUAGUCAUUCUGAAGAUAGUUCAUAUGAACAAUUAUUGAAAUAUCCCAAACAAAAUUCUGCACUCAUAAAAAAGCAUUCUACUGGCAAUAUUUUCAAUAACUUGAACACAAAAAAAURUGAGAUUAAAAACUUGAAUACUACUAACAAACAAAUUAUUGCUACAACUAUUUUAACUAUGGAUUUGGAUAGUAUAAAUGCAAAAUCUGUUAUAGAAACUUAUCCAGCACAAACUUCAAAAGUUGCAUUAGUAUCAUCAUCGAACGAUUCUACAGAGCCAUUGUCUACCAGUGAUUCUGAAAUGGAAAAUAAUAUAACUGAAAAAAAACACAAUUUUAUACAAAAAAUGGUUGUCAUUCCAGAAAUGUGUGGUCACUGUCAUAAAAAAACUGGACAUUUUUUUUUCAGAAUAAAGUUUAACAAUUAUAUGGUUAAAUGUUUGGACUGUAAAAUUAUAACUCAUMUGGAAUGUAAGGAUUUUAUACCUACUUUAUGUACAAUUGAUGAAUUAAAAGUUAUUGCUUCGAAUUGUGGUGUCCCACCUUUCAUUGUUCACUGUAUUAACGAAAUUGAAAGAAGAGKAUUGGAUACAGUUGGAUUAUACAGGGUGUCUGGUUCUGAUAAAGAAGUGAAAAGUCUAAGAGAAAAAUUUCGUAAAGGUUUACCGAAUUUAAAAGAUAUAGACAUUCAUGUAUUAUGUAGCUUUUUGAAGGACUUAAUUCGUACGCAAGAAAAUAAUCUUAUAUCUCCAAGUGAUUUAUCAAAGUUGACUAAUGCAUUAAAAGACAAAAAUGAUGUUUCAAAGUCACUUUGUCAAGUCGUAUCUGAAUUGCCACAUAAUAAUCGUAUCAUACUUGCAUUCCUCAUUCUUCAUUUGCAAAAGGUUGCUCUUUCAUCAAAAUGCAAUAUGGAUUAUAAAUGUCUAGCAAUUGUUUUUGGACCUACAAUCGUUGGUGUUACAAGUACUUCCUUAGAUGAAUUACAUAUUGAAUCUGAAAUUGUUUUUGAAGUUGUAAGAGAACUGCUAAUGCUGCCUUAUAAUUUUUGGCUUAGUUCUUUGAAAACUAAAAGCAUUUCUUCUGAUGAACCGUUAUAUAGUACUCCCAUCAAAAAUCAACCGCAAACACCAGGAACAUCUAAUCGUUUUUUUUCUGCUGGACUAAAAAGACGGAUAUUAGACUCCCCCAAAAAAAAUAAAAUUGCAAAACAAGAUAAGUUUUAAAUCCAGCAUUGAAUUAAGAAAAUAGUUAAAAUAUAUUAAUGUUAAAGUAUAUGUUACGAAUGAAUUAAUUUUUUUUAUGAA